UACGCCUCUAAGCACCAAGAAGCAGGGAUUGUAGGAGAUGACAUUUCCGCUUGGAUUUGUUUUAUACUCUUCCCGGCAUGUGAACCACUGGGGGCUUUGACUUGCACGGACAAGCUUGGGCGUGCACGGCUCAAAAGGAAGGAUGACACUUUAGUUUUGGGAAGCCCAAUCCAGCGAUGGCUUCUGAACAGUGCCCGCACAUGCAAUACACUCACCCUGGAUCGGGACCCACUCUGGAACAGGGCUGCCCGCAGAUGCAACUCACUCCUGAGCAGGGCUGCAUGACAGGAAAUAGCGCACCUUGCGGUAGCAGCAUGGGCUACGGCGGCGGUUGCGGCAAUUGCAACGGCAAUUGCAAUUGCAUGCAAGGUAUGCAAGACAUGCAAUGUAUGCAAGGUAUGCAACAGCAAGCAAUGCCGUGUAUGCAAGGCUGCAGCUUCGGCAUGGAUGGGUGUGGCAUGCAGGGGGCAAGCCAAUGUAAUGGCAACUGGCCAUCCUGCGCUUGCAACGGGAACUGGCAAAGUUGCUGUGGCAAUACAGGCAAUGCAGGAUGCCAAUGCCAACAGGGCAUGUGUCCAAACCAGUGGCAAUGCCAGUGCCCGUGCGGAUGGCAACAGUGUGGUUGCAACUGUGGCUGGGGUGGAUGCAACGGCAACUGCUGGAAUCCAGGUUGCCAAAAUUGCCAGUGGGGCUGGCAGCAAAACUGCAACGAGCCCCGAUACUCCGGACGCACUCGAGCUGAAUGGGCCAACUGGAUUGCAACCCCUUGCGGCGAUCGUUGGUGCCAAACCAAGCUCAAUGAGGGCAAGUGCGUGGUGGAUUGGAUGAUCCGCACUUGGGGCCUAGACCUGUUGAGAAGCGGCAGCGGAGUCAUUGAUGUCGGAGGUGAACCUGGUUUUGUUGCUGUUGCUCUUCUGGAACGUGGAAUCCCGGCCACAGUGGUGGACCCAAGUUGGCGGAUGACUGGCAAAACCAACCGCUUGACCAACAUCGAGCAGAUGGUCCAAAUGCCACAGUGCCCCAAAUUUCAAUUCUUUCAGGAGAUGUUUGAUGAAGGUUUCUACCAACGUCACCGUGGCUUUGUGGAUUCAGCAAGUGCCAUCAUCUCACUCUAUGGAGAUGAGGCGACCGAGCCCAGUUUGCGCUUUGCGGCCUCGCUGGGGAAGCCCUGUGCGCUGAUCCCAUGCAACGAGUGCUUUCGCUUCUUCCCAUCCCACAAUCGGACCUACGAUGGGUAUGUCCAGGCAUGCAUGGAUGUGGCAAAUCAGAACAAAGGCCGCUUUGAGUUGGUGAACUUGGUUGGAGCUCCGUUUUCAAGGGCUUUGCUUGUACAACCUCCUUUGCCACAAUGGGCCAAGAAGUAUGCGGAAGGAGAAGAAUGGCUGGGAGAUGUGAAGCAUGGCACAGGUGAAGAGUCCGUGGCUGUACCCUUGAAGGUUUUGAAGGAUCUCGGUGUGCUUUACCAGGUGCUUUGGAAAAUGGAGUUAGCCAAACAAGGUGCCUGAAGGACAGAGACAGAGGGGUCCUCUUACUCACGUCGUGGCUGCGCCCUGACAUCAGAGUGGCAGGGCGUGGCUGUUUUCCCGACUCAGACUCGCUGUGUAAGGCUGGGCGCGAAUGAGUCCAGCAAUCCAGCACCCGAACCGCUGCGCAAAAA
Molecule: messenger RNA, 1657 nt
Organism: Durusdinium trenchii
Lineage: Eukaryota; Dinophyceae; Suessiales; Symbiodiniaceae
Source: the annotation of a GenBank genome assembly